Molecule: messenger RNA, 934 nt
Organism: Paramuricea clavata
Lineage: Eukaryota; Metazoa; Cnidaria; Anthozoa; Malacalcyonacea; Plexauridae
Source: the annotation of a GenBank genome assembly
AUGGUUAUCCACAACCUACAAACAGAACGGGGAAUGACAGAACGGAUACAUUUGGGUAUUCAUCACAUACAUUCCGAAGAAGAACGCCAAAGAUGUAUUGCUAUUCGGCGUAAAACGAAUGAAAGCAUUGUCAUAUUAGAAAAAAGAUAUAACAUUGAGCUUAGUAUAUUAACAGGGGGAGCGAUUUCAUUUUUGUAUACCUUGGAGAAUUUCAGACGCAGAAUUGACCAUGGGAGAACCAAUGCUAUGGUACGCUUACAAACCUAUCGAAAAUGGAUAAAUGGACUCAUCUCUACGCUAGUAAAAUACACAGAAUCCGAAAACUUGGGGGACUAUGCUGACAUUGUUUACGCAUACGAGAUGGUGAUUUUCAGUAAGGAAGAGGCAGCAAUGGAACGAGCUCUUGGAGGUUUGAAAUUCAUUCAAGGCAAGAACUUUAGUGCCAUAAACACAACAUGGUACAACGAAAAACGUGCCCUUUCUGAAAAUUACCUCCAGACAGCCUUCCUGUUUUCAAGCGAAUUAAAAUGUAUCCACACUUCAUUAUUUGCCAACACUUCACACUUAAUCAAGAAAAUUGACAAGAAAAGAAAAGUCUUAUCUGGGGGUGCAUACCAGACGUUUUCCAAUGACGAAUCACGCGCAUGGUUUGAGUUGAUGACAAAGUACAUUAACAUGAUGUUAGAACUUCAAGUGCGACUGGCUGCCUUGAUUAAGAUAAAGCUAAAAGAAGAAAUUGACCAAAGUACAUAUCAACUUGUGAUUCGCUCAUUCCUUUUGUGUUUUACCUUGAUUGUCGUGCCAUGUAUUAUUAUAUCGCUGGCCAGUGUUCAGAAAAGGUUUUAUGAAUACACGUUGUCAUUGUUUGAUAAAGUUGGACUGGAGCAAGCAAGAACAGAUUUCCUGAUGCGAGAAAACGCAAGACAUGUUGACA